AUGGAUUGGAAAAGACGUCUAGCAUUGCUCCUAUUACUACGUCACCGCCGAAAUCGACGCAAGAUCACAAGACGAAUGAGUGUAUCCAGCUUCGAAUGUUUAUUGAAGUCCUUAGAACCACACAUACGAAAAAACUAUACUAAUAUGAGGAACCCAGUGGAACCAAUAGAAAUGCUGGGAAUUACUUUAAGAUACCUAGGAAGUGGAAAUUCAAUAACGGAUUUACAUUUCAAAUGCAAACGGGGAAAAUCUACUAUUGCGUAUAUGAUACAUAGAGUUUGUCGUGCUAUAUGGACAAAUCUUCUUCGAGACAACAUCCCAGAACUGACAGUUGAAAGAUUCUAA
This is a messenger RNA of Parnassius mnemosyne (clouded apollo), 345 nucleotides long. The record is from the annotation of a GenBank genome assembly. Lineage: Eukaryota; Metazoa; Arthropoda; Insecta; Lepidoptera; Papilionidae.